GAAUUGAUUAUUUUUUAUUGUGGGUAGUAUUCACAGGAUAAAUAACCUUAUUGUUGAGGGUAAUAUACAAUAAAUAAUACCAGUUUGUAAGUGACAAGUGCUUUAAAAAGUAAGUGAUUUAAUACGUUUUAAAGUGUUAAGUUGUGAUUAAUUUUCUUUAUAAUAUGGAAUAACCAUGAAACCAUCGGUUGAGGUACGUUGUAUUGUGUGUCAGUUAGUUUACUGUUGCGCUGACUGCCGCCGUAGACACGAGAGAACAACUCACGGCCUCACGUACGACUGCCCCAUCUGCAGAGGCUACCAGUUCCUUUGCCGCCCAGAACUUCUCAACCGAGACUUUAUCGACCAUCUUACUAAAGAACAUACACCCUUACACUGUAAUAAGUGCAACAAGAUCUUCAAAACCAUGGAAGAUUUUUCUAAUAUAGAUAAGUGCAAUAGUAUAUCUGAACUCAUAAGUAAAGAAGCAUUUGCGGGAAACACUCAAAUAAAAGAGGUCGAUGAAAAAUUCGACUCCCUCUAUGAAAAAGUCAAUAAACAUGGUGAGGACUUCGAAGGUAUUAUUUCAGUUAAUAAAAAUAGUAAAACUGCUAUUAUUACACCAAUUAUAAGAAAAAAACAUCUAGUUGAUUAUGAGUCCAGUGAGAGUGAUAAUGAUGAUAAAGUGGGAACAAUGACUCCUCAUCCAAAGUUAGUGCCAAAGACUCCAAGAUUUAAGAAGCAAAGGUCGGCCACACCCCAUACUAAGAAGCUGCUGAGUUUGAUGCGACAGAAAGUAGUCGAAGAGUAUGAAGAAACUCUUGAUGAUGAUCGGGAGGAGACUCUCGAUCCUAAAACUACACCAUCGAGAAUUGAGACAGUUCCAGACCCCCAAAAGCAGAUGACAACGCCAACAUCUCACCUACCGCACCUCAUGAAGCUAGCUCAGAUAGUCACCACCAGCACGCCGACUCAUGCUGCUGCUAACGGCUGGCCACUUUUCGCUGACCAAGGAGCUGAUUCUCCACUUUCAGAAAUUGAAAAUACUGAGAGUCCUGCUCAGAGUAUGAAUAAUGAGCCAUCAAAAACUGAACAAGAUUCAGUACAUCCAAAACUUAAGAGUAUCAUAGUACCAGCCAACAGAACACGGAUCGGCAGUCAAGACAGUUCAGAAAAACAUGUGACCUUCCAAGACUCGAACGAGGUCUCCAGCAAAACUAAAAAGGUCAAGUUUGCUGAUGACACUGUCUUUGAACAGGCUAGGGUCAAGAGAGUAUUCAGAAAACCGAAGAGAAUGCUUACACCGGGACCGCAGAAACCAAAAUUCUGUUACAAUCCUCGUUUUCAAGCUUUAAUUAACCGUUUUGAAAACCAGGGAAUAAUAAUGGCAAGGACCCCUAAAACGAGAGAAAAGAUUGGGAACAAUCAAGAAAACACGCCGCCUGUCGGAGAGCCGUCAACCAUGCCCGCUCGGGCCAUAAACUUCAAAGAAGACAGUCCACAAAUCGAAUCAGAAAAGUCGAAAGAAUCGAAUGAAUUAUUCAAAACAUGUAUCGAAACUCCGGAGUCAGGUAUGAACGCAAUAUCAACAUUGUCGACGAACAUAGCCGGGACCCUCCAGGACUGUCUCUCAUCAGUUCUAAUGAACACUGAAGAGGAAACUGAGAUACAGUUCAAGUUUGUCAUUACGAAGAGGAAAGUUAGUGUCAAGAGGCUCGUGGAGGACGGCGAGGGGGCAGAAGAGAAAUCGAAUGUAAUCGAUAAGAAUCUGGAAUCGAUUAAAGAUAACAUCUGGUCGAGUGUGGCAAAAGCCGUGAAAAAUGUGUUUUGGGGUGAGCAGACGUCUAAUUUAGCUACAACGACACCACUCAAAUCAAUUUCCUUCAAUUCUACAUCAUCAUCUUGCAAACGGAAAUGCGACGAGCUUUCAGACACGGAGAGUCCAUUAAACCACAAGAGACAUAAGUAUGAAGGCAGGAUUCGAGGCAGACCUCCUUUGAGGAGGAGCAAGACCUGCGUGGCCAGUCUAAGAAGUUCCAUGUCUGCUGAACAGAAGUCCUUGAUCAGCGAACUGACUAUGAGUCAGGAGGAAGCUAUGAAUUUGAGUUUUUGAUGGUUCAAUUUGAGUGGUCACUUCUGUGCGAUGAAUUUUCAAGUUUAUUACAACUGCAUAAGAGAGAUAUUUGUGUGGUCUAGGUCUAUUGGAAGGCCAUGAAUUUGCAUGAGGACUUUAGUUUUAAAUUUAUUCUCACGGUGGAAAAAUUAUUCAUGAUUCUAUUCUAAAAACGGAUGGAAUUCAAAAGCGACCGUCUUCAAGUCUUCCGAAAAUGUUCACUAAUAUUUUCAAUUUUUUCGGGAAGUUUUUUUUUUAGUAAUUUCAUUUUAAUUCACGAAAAAGGGAUCAAUUUAUGCAAACCCCUUCCGUAUUUAAUAAUGGUAAGUGUUUCAAAGGUUAAUUAAUGCAGGAGUGCUAACUCGAGAGGGAGCUUCUAAUUUAAUUGUAUCGAUUAAAUCUAUUUAAUUAUUAUUUUUAAUUAAAAUGUAAAUUCCUUGCGUUAUCUUUAAAAUCUGUUUAAUAUAGCAAUUAAAAGGGUAAGGCUCAUUGCAGUUUUA
This is a messenger RNA of Trichoplusia ni (cabbage looper), 2592 nucleotides long. RefSeq names its product dopamine D2-like receptor. Gene Ontology annotation, biological process: adenylate cyclase-activating adrenergic receptor signaling pathway. Bases 176 to 2092 code for a protein of 638 amino acids. The transcript has 6 exons. Gene Ontology annotation, molecular function: melanocortin receptor activity; dopamine neurotransmitter receptor activity, coupled via Gi/Go. Gene Ontology annotation, cellular component: membrane. The record is from RefSeq and is a predicted model, not a curated record. Lineage: Eukaryota; Metazoa; Arthropoda; Insecta; Lepidoptera; Noctuidae.